This is a messenger RNA of Anguilla rostrata (American eel), 796 nucleotides long. It is a transcript of the gene grifin, whose product is annotated as galectin-related inter-fiber protein. Gene Ontology annotation, molecular function: carbohydrate binding. The coding region runs from base 25 to 519 and encodes 164 amino acids. The record is from RefSeq and is a predicted model, not a curated record. NCBI's taxonomy places the organism in Eukaryota, Metazoa, Chordata, Actinopteri, Anguilliformes, Anguillidae. The transcript is spliced from 4 exons.
ACGUGACCCCGGUGCGCUCUUUAAAUGGCUCCCCCCCGGCUUGAACCAGCGCCAGCCCAGAGCUCUGAAUUAGGGAGCGCAGAGACCCCCGCAGACAGCAUGACUUUACGGUUUGAGGCGUCCUGUCCUGACGGCCUGUGUCCCGGAUGGAGCAUUAUUCUGAAAGGAGAGCCACCAUCUGAGGCAAGCAAGUUUGAGAUUAACUUCCUAUGCGACCGCGAUGACAGGAUAGCCUUCCACUUCAAUCCUCGCUUCACGGAAUCUGACAUUGUGUGCAACUCCUUCAUGUCCAACCGCUGGGGGCAGGAGGAGAGGUGUACCAACUUCCCUUUUGGAACAGAGGAGCCCUUCCAGAUCGAAAUUUACUCUGACAAUGAAAGCUUUCAUGUUUACAUUGACGACACGAAGGUCAUGCAGUACAAGCAUCGUGUGGAAGACCUGAAGACCAUCACCAAAGUGCAGGUGGCGAACGACGUCAACAUCUCCUCAUUGGAGAUCACGAAAAAGCCUUUUUAUUAAAGCAAAAUGAGUUCUUAGGGGGCUUUCCUGUCUAUAUGCAAAGCUGCUGCCCUCUUUUGAGAAAGUUUUGUUUGUUCACAACGUGGAUUAAUCAGCGUCUCAGAAUUUUUUGUUAUUGAAUCUUUAAUAAUGAUGGUAAUCUCAUUUGAUUGGAAUUUUCCUGGAGAUGUAUGAAUGUUGAUUUUGCUUGGGGUCACCAGCAUUUUCAACAAUGGUGCUGAAAUAUCCGAAGGCCAUAUUUUAAAAUGAUGCUCUUUAAAUAAACUCUAAAAUAUGA